GAGAGAGAGAGAGAGAGAGAGAGAAGGGAUAAAUAGGAAAGGGAGCGCUCCAAAAGCAGGAGAGGAGAACAGAAAGGGAAGGAGCUGGGGAGAGAUCUUUUGGAGAGAUCCUAGGUUUCUUCAAGGCUCGCAUCUCCUCUCUUUCGAUCUCUUUCUCUUCUUUGCUCGCCGCCUCGGAAAUCCAAGAUCGGAACUCGAGCGGCGAAUCUCUCGACGGAUCCUGGUUCUUGAUCGCGAGGUUUCACCCUUGCCCUUCUCUCUCUUUCUCCCCGAUACUCGGUCUCUGCAGAUCUAGGGUUUCGCGGGGAAGUUUUCUAGGUUUAAGGUUUUGGAAUCCUAGACGCUGUAUGCUCGUCGAGACCAGCAAUGGCGACCGCAUUUCCGGGUCAAGUCAGUGCCAUCCAGAUUUUUGUUUUCUUGGUUGCAGGUUGGGUCCUUUUUCGUGGGGCAGUACUAUCAUAUUCUGCAGCAGCAGCCAAAUCUGGUCUACCAGUUCUAUAAUGAUGCAAGCACUGUGAUGCGGGUCGAUGGUGACAGAACCGAGACUGCCACCACAAUGAUGCAAAUCCAUUCUCUAAUCAUGUCUUUGAAGUUUACUGGGAUUGAGAUCAAGACAGCCAAUUCUCUGAAUUCUUGGAAUGGAGGUGUCCUCUUGAUGGUUUCUGGUUUUGUACAAACUGGGGCCUAUAAUGCUAGAAGGGAAUUCGUUCAGACAUUUUUCCUUGCUCCACAGGAGAAAGGAUAUUUUGUUCUGAAUGACAUCUUUCACUUCCUUGAUGAGGAACAAUUGCAUCAGCAUCCAUCAGCCAUAUUAGCCCCUAACAAUUAUGAGAAGAAUUCAAAUAUGUCCAGUUCAGUUCCUGAGGCAGUUUCUGACUUCAUGUUGGGAGGAGAAAUUCAAAGCAAGGAAUUUGUGGCUCCAGUUCAGGCAGGAGAAGCUGAUAUAAUUGAUAACUACAGCAUCGUUGAUUCACAGCACCAAGUUGGUUCGCCUGAUGACCGAGUAGACGAUACACCUGCGGAAGACCCUGUUCUUUCAUUACCAAAUGCAAUGAACGUUGUGCGUGACCCAUCUCCUGCCUCUGCAGCGGAGCAUGUGGGAGAAUUACGAAAGCAUACCUAUGCUUCUAUUCUGCGAAUUUCAAAACACCAACCCAGCAACUCUGCAUCUCAACGGGCUUCUUUAAGCAAGCCUACUGUGGUGGCUUCCGAGUGGCAUCAAACACCUCAAGCAACUCCCCAACAAGCCCAUCCUUCACUGUCAACAGGACCUGAGAAGUCCAGUCCAGAGAUAGUGGAUGAAGCUAUUACACCAGAAGGUGAAGAGAAGUCUGUUUAUGUCGGAAACCUGCCCUCUUCUGUAUCUGCAUUUGAUCUUGAGAAUGAAUUCAAGAACUUCGGUAGACUCAAGCCUGAUGGUGUUGCUGUCAGGAGCCGCAAGGAUUCGGGUGGUCACUAUGCCUUUGUCGAAUUUGAGGAUGCUGCAGCUGUUCAAAAUGCACUCAAGGCAUCUCCAAUACAGUUAAAUGGGUGGCAAAUAUAUGUGGAGGAGCGGAGACCCAACAGUGGAAUAUCGCGGGGAAGAAGGGGUAGAGGUAGGGGUGGAUACCAGUCGGGUGCUCCAAGGGGACGCUUUGGUGCUAGGAGCUUGGGGAGGAAGGGUGGAGCAGACAACAAUGAGAGGGACUACAUUGGUAGGCCGAGGGGAAAUGGGUUCCAUCAGCGAGGUCCACGCCAAGAAAGGGGCAUAUUGGGAAGUCAAGAUAUGAGGAAUGGGCAGCAGCAAUCAUCAGUUGCGGCAGCUUAGAUAUCAAGAGUUCUUGGGUACCUGUAAGAUGUUGAAGCUUGGCCUCUUUUCCCUGCAUGCUCGUGGUUGUCCUUGGCUUGCAAGAUGUGAUCCUCAUUUUUCGUAUCACAUUUACUUCCCUGCAAAAGGCCCCAGUCACUUAUUCCUGUUUUUCUUAUUUUAUUUUGGAUGGAUAGAAAUUCAUGAGUAAAGUUGGAAAUAUAUGGUUUAAAUUUUGACUUUGAGAUGUUCUUUUAAA
This is a messenger RNA of Elaeis guineensis (African oil palm), 2045 nucleotides long. RefSeq names its product nuclear transport factor 2. NCBI's taxonomy places the organism in Eukaryota, Viridiplantae, Streptophyta, Magnoliopsida, Arecales, Arecaceae. Gene Ontology annotation, cellular component: cytosol; ribonucleoprotein complex. The record is from RefSeq and is a predicted model, not a curated record. Gene Ontology annotation, molecular function: mRNA binding.